GGCGUCGGUGACUUGCACAUGCAACCCCGGGGGGGUCACUUACGGGGACUUCUUGGCUCUGCUUUCAGGGUAACCCGCCCCCCGUUUUCUGUUUUCGUUGUUUGACUCAGUGCGUGUCUCUGCGUGAAGAGUGGCCUGUUGAGUGGGCUUCGGCCCGACCUUCCCGGGCGCAUCGCGCUCGAAUUCUUGUUUAGAAGAUGGGUCCUACGGGGCGCCUCGUGACCAUCAAGAGGAGCGGGGUGGACGGUCCCCACUUUCCGCUGAGCCUGAGCACCUGCUUGUUUGGGAGGGGUAUCGAAUGUGACAUUCGUAUCCAGCUUCCUGUCGUGUCCAAACAGCACUGCAAAAUCGAAAUCCAUGAGCAGAAGGCAACCUUGUUUAAUUUCAGUGCCACAAAUCCAACGCAGGUGAAUGGGUCUGCUAUCGAUGGACCCGUACAACUCAAACACGGGGACGUGAUCACUGUCAUCGACCGCUCUUUCAGGUAUGAAAACGACAGUCAUCAGAACGAAAGCAAGUCAACGGAAAAUCCAGGACAGAGGCGUGAACAGGCAUCUCUGCGUCGGGUCUCAAGGUCCAGCUUCUCUUCUGACCCUGAUGGGCAAGCUCAGGAUCCCAGCGUGGCCCGUGCGCAGCUCCCCGGAGAGGGUGCCGCAGGAGCGCGCCCGGACCGUCGGGAGGAUGGCGCUGCGGCCCCGCGCGGCCCCGGGGGCCCUGCUGCCAGGAGCGCCGCUGAGCUUCCUCCCGCGGGCCCCCCCGGGGAGAGCCGCAGGAGUGCAGCGGGCCCAGCUGCUGGCGGGACCCGAGAAGGUUGCCCUGGGACAGCCGUGAGCGGGAGUGGAGGGCGGGAGCCUCUUCCUUCCGCGCAGUGUCCCGAGAAGGGUGGAGAAGACGAGUCUCCCUUUAGGAAGCUCUACGAGUCUAUGAAGGAAGUGUUGGAUGUGAAGUCAGAAAAAGAGAAUGUUCCACAGAACCGCAGACGAUCGGGGUCACAGGGUCACUGUGCAUCAGGAUCCGAAAGGGGUCCACAGGGCGCGACACCACCGUGGGCCUCGCCCAGGUCCAGGCGGAGAUCCCAUCGCAGCUCCCAAACUAAGGCCACCCCCGCCCCGGGACAGCGAGGGAGCAGCCCGACAGAGGAAGGGGGAGCAGGCGAGAGGCCUGGGCAGACUCUCGGGGCCACCGCGAGUCUCAUGGUUCCCCCCACGGAGACCAAAGCCACGACCCCUGCCCAGUGUACACAACAAAAUUCCUCACGAAAACGGCGCAGCGGAGACCUGAGUGUUGCCCGCGGCGGUGAAUCUGCGAGCCUGGAGCCAAGUGAAGGCUGCGGGGUGAACAAGGCAGCGGAGACUCCUCAGAGGGUCUCAGCUAGACAGCAACCCCCCCCGAGAGGUGGAGUCACUGAUGGCCCUGGAAACACACCCGAAAAAGCCUUUUCCAGAAAGAGGCGGAGCAGCCUUCCUCCAAAUGUCAACAUUCUUGCUACAGAAACAGAAAUUCAGAAGCAGACCAUGCUGUCCCCGCUGAUGGUCCACGUGGAGAGGAAGGUUCCAGGCAGUUCCCUGGGCACCCCCGAGCAGCUGGGCACCACAGCGGGGUCCCCGGGCCUCAGUCCAGUCGAUGUCAGUAACGUUGGCGAUUCCCUUAACAAGACUGAAGGGCUGCCCUUGAAAAGAAGGCGGGUCUCCUUUGGGGGCCAUCUGAGACCUGAAUUGUUCGAUGAAAACUUACCUCCUAAUACCCCUCUCAAAAGAGGAGAAACACCCAUGAAGAGAAGGUCUCUUGUAACCCACACGCCAACUGUGCUAAAGAAAAUCAUCAAGUCUCCUCAGGAACAGCCUCAACAGUCAGAAAAGGAAGAUUCUUCAGAGGUCCAUCUGGAAGUGACCACACAGAACGUGCUUAUGAGCUCACCCGCUCGCAAUCCUACGAAAACGCCUCCAGUUGCAAAUGAGGGUCGCAGACGGUCAUCUAAGCCACCGGCCCCGAGUGGCAGCAAAUCUCCACAUCAGGCAGACGUUCCUAAGAGGGCCGGGAGGAGGAGCAGCGGCGCUGCCUCCAGGAGGGCCUCCGUGGACCGAGGCCAGCACGAGCUCCUGCAGAUGAUCCACUCCAGGCGGAGGAGCGGAGCCUCGGAGGCCAACUUAAUCGUGGCAAGAUCGUGGGCAGACGUAGUAAAACUCUGUGCCAAACAAACACAGACUAAAGUCGUGAGACACGUUCCCCCAAGACAGCCGAGCAAGAGGCAGCGGAGAAUUAACACCCCAAAGAAGCCUCCGGGCAGUGUUCACAGUGAGUUCAGUACAGGCCACGCAGCCUCUCCCUGCACCAUCGUAAUAGGGAAAGCUCACAUCGAAAAGGUAAACGUGCCUGCUCGGCCCUACAGGAUGCUGAACAACUUUGUGUUCAACAAAAAAAUCGACUUCAAUGAAGACCUUUCAGGGCUCACUGAAAUGUUCAAGACCCCAGGGAAAGAGAAGCCACAAACAAUGAACAUAUAUUCUACCACUUUUUCAAAUUCAGAAGAUAUGCUUGGGGAAGAGUUUCAAGUACCUAAUUCAGAAGGAAAGCCUCUGCUACGCACCCCAGAAAAUUUUGGAGAGAAUGUGUUAUCUGGGGCUCAGAAUGCACCAGAAGAGCCAUCGCAUAAAAAGUCUUCAAGCCCGACCUUAACACAACAGUAUAUUACAGUACAUGAAAGUAUGAAAACUCCACGAUCUGAGGCAGAGCCUCCGAAGGUGGCACCCAGUGCACACAAAUUCAGGAGGUCCGUGGAGCUCAGAAAUAUACAGGUGACAGGUACAGAGUGUGACAAGAAUGACAGAGAAGUUGGCACUAUUCAGAAUACCUUGGGAAGAUGUCUGAGGAAUUCAUCAGUACCAGCACAACUACCAGAGGGAGCAAUGAAGGACAAUGAAAGAGUCUUUGAAACAUGUAAGAAAAAUAUUGAACCAAAAGAAAAUUCUGAAAAGCUGACAGCUGUGAGGAGAUCAAGAAGAUCUUCAGAACUGAAAUGUGCACCAAGAGCAGACCUGAUCGCCAUCAAGAGAUUGCAAGAGACAGAAUCCAAGAAAGACCUGGUGGGCAUCCACAGUUCCCUCCGAAACCCCAGUGACACUGAAGAACCAGUGGAUACGGAAAACAAAACCACAUUGAUGCUCUGUAAAUCUCCAGGACCAGUCAGCACGCCAACCAGGAUGAAUACACGGAUCCAGACGCCUUCCCAGAGUGUGAGUGCAGAGGGUCUUUCAGCACUCAGGAAGCCCAGACAAACCCCACAGGACAGGACCCCCACACACAAAGAACCAGAAGGUGGUGACAGAAGCAUGGAAGCAUUUAAGGAAGCUCCAGAACAGAAACUGGACUCAGCAGAAAAUGUGAUUGGAAGCAGGAGGAGGUCAGGAACACCCAAGAGGAAGGUCCAGCCCAUAGAAGACAUGGCCGGCUUCAAAGAGCUCUUCCAAACACCAAAUCACAUCGUGGAAACAGUGACUGAUGACAAAACCACCAAAGUACCCUGCAAAUCUCCAAAACCAGAACCAGUCAGCACACCAACCAGCACAAGGAGACGUUUCAGGACACCCCUGGGGAAAGUGGACAUGGAGGAAGAGCUGUCAGCACUCAGGAAGCCAACACCAACACCAGGGGGAACCACACACUCACAUAGAGAACCAGAAGCUGAUGAUAAAAGCAUCAGAGCAUUUAAGGAAACUCCAAAGCAGAAGCUGGACUCAGCAGAAAGUGUGACUGGACGCAGGAGGAGGUCAGGAACACCCAAGAGGAAGGCCCAGCCCAUAGAAGACCUGGCUGGCUUCAAAGAGCUCUUCCAAACACCAGAUCACACAGUAGCACCAAUGGCUGAUGACAAAACCAGUGAAGUAUUGUGCCAGUCUCCACAACCAGAACCAGGCAUCACUCCCACCAGCAUGACCAGACGACUCAGGACACCUCUGGGGAAAGUAGACAUGGAAGGAGAGCUCUCAGCGCUCGGGAAGCCAACACCAGUACCUGGGAAAACCACACACUCGCAUAGACAACCAGAAGGUGAUCAAGGUAUCAAAGCAUUUAAGGAAACUCCAGAACAGAAGCUGGACUCAGCAGAAAAUGUGAUUGGAAGCAGGAGGAGGUCAGGAACACCCAAGAGGAAGGUCCAGCCCACAGAAGACCUGGCCGGCUUCAAAGAGCUCUUCCAGACACCAAUUCACAUCAUAGAAACAGCGACUGAUGACAAAACCACCAAAGUACCCUGCAAAUCUCCAAAACCAGAACCAGUGAGCACACCAACCAGCACAAAGAGAUGUUUCAAGACACCUCUCGGGAAAGUAGACUUGGAGGAGGAGCUCCCAGCACUCAGGAAGCCAGCACCAACACCAGAGAAAACAAUGUGUUCACUUAGAGAACCAGUAGGUGAUGGUAAAAGCAUCGAAUCCUUUAAAGAACUUCCAGAACAGAAACUGAACUCAGCAGAAAAUGUGAUUGGAAGCAGGAGGAGGUCAGGAACACCCAAGAGGAAGGUCCAGCCCAUAGAAGACAUGGCUGGCUUCAAAGAGCUCUUCCAAACACCAGAUCACACAGUAGCACCAAUGGCUGAUGACAAAACCAGUGAAGUAUUGUGCCAGUCUCCACAACCAGAACCAGGCAUCACUCCCACCAGCAUGACCAGACGACUCAGGACACCUCUGGGGAAAGUAGACAUGGAAGGAGAGCUCUCAGCGCUCGGGAAGCCAACACCAGUACCUGGGAAAACCACACACUCGCAUAGACAACCAGAAGGUGAUCAAGGUAUCAAAGCAUUUAAGGAAACUCCAGAACAGAAGCUGGACUCAGCAGAAAAUGUGAUUGGAAGCAGGAGGAGGUCAGGAACACCCAAGAGGAAGGUCCAGCCCACAGAAGACCUGGCCGGCUUCAAAGAGCUCUUCCAGACACCAAUUCACAUCAUAGAAACAGCGACUGAUGACAAAACCACCAAAGUACCUUGCAAAUCUCCAAAACCAGUCAGCACACCAACAAGUAUAAAGAACCAUCUCAGGACAUCUCUGGGGAAGGUGGACAUGGAGGAAGAACUCUCAGUACUCAGGAUGCCCACACCAACACCAGAGAAAACGUGUUCACCCAGAGAACCAGUAGGUGAUGGCAAAAGCAUUGAAUUCUUUAAGGAAACUCCAGAACAGAAACUGAACUCAGCAGAAAAUGUGAUUGGAAGCAGGAGGAGGUCAGGAACACCCAAGAGGAAGGUCCAGCCCACAGAAGACCUGGCCGGCUUCAAAGAGCUCUUCCAAACACCAGAUCACACUGGGGAAACAGUGACUGACGAUGACAGAACCACCAAGGAACCCUGCACAUCUCAAAAACCAGAACCAGUCAUCAUGCCAACAGGUAGAAACAGACGUGUCAAGGCACCUCCAGGCAAAGUGGCCACAGAAGAUGAGCUCUUAGCGCCCAGGAGACCCACGUGCACAUCGGGGAAAACCACACGGUCCCGCAGAGGAACAGAGGCUGCUGCUAAGGAUGUGAAAUUGUUGAAGGAAGCUCCAGAAGAGAAAUUGGACCCUGCAGAGAACGUAACUGGAAGCAAGAGGAGGCCAAGAACACGUAAGGAAAGGGCCCAGCCCCUAGAAGACCCGGCCAGCCUCAGAGAGUCCUUUCAGAUACCGAGUCACACAGAGGAACCAGAGACUGCUGCCGAAACCAGUACACUGCCCCCCACGUGUCCACAGCCAGAAGCCGUGGUCCUGCCCGCGCGCCGGAGGGGACGGCUCAGGGCGCCUGCAGGGAAGGUGCCCGCGGAGGACGCGCUCUCAGCGCCCAGGAAGCCCACACGGGCCUCCGGGAAAACCACCACGCGGUCCCACAGAGAACCAGAGGUGGCUUAUCAAGACAUCAAAUUGUUGAAGGAAGCUCCAGAAGAGAAAUUGGACCCUGCAGAGAAUGUAACUGGAAGCAAGAGGAGGCCAAGAACACGUAAGGAAAAGGCCCAACCCCUAGAAGACCCGGCCAGCCUCAGAGAGUCCUCCCAAGUAUCAGGUCACACAGAGGAACCAGAGACUGUUGUCAAAACCGGUACACUGCCCCCCACGUGUCCACAGCCAGAAGCCGCGGUCCUGCCGGCGCCCCAGGGGAGACGGCUCAGGGCGCCUGCAGGGAAGGUGCCCGUGGAGGACGCGCCCUCAGCGCCCAGGACGUCAAGGAAAACCACACGGUCCCACAGAGAGCCCGUCGCCGGUGAUAAAGACAUCGAAGCGUUCAAGGAACCUCCAAGGCAGAAACCGGGUCCCACAGGAAACGACGCGGGCAGCAAACGUCGGCUGAGGUCCCGGAAGGAGAAGGCCCAGCCCCCCGAAGGCCCCGCCAGCUGCAAACAGCUCUCCCAGAGCCCAGCUCAGGGCAAGGAACUGGGCACAGGUGCUGAGAGCGACACGAGGGCGCCGACUCCAAGGCAAACGCCAGACCGGGGCAAACCUGCAAGACCCAGAAGAGUCCUUAGGGCCCCGAAGGUAAGGCCCGUGGAAGACCUGGGGGGCAGCAGAGACCCUGUCGAGCCACAAAGUGAGAGCGGCGCGUCCCAGUCCCCUGAGAGGAAACCUGAAGAUGGAAGUGCCACGGGAGCGAGGCGGCUGCGCACGAGGUCGCGGGCACAGGACGCUGCGGAGGAGAAGCCACCGCCGAAGAGGCCGAGGACAGCUCCCCGAGAGAGGCGCGAACCGCCUGAGCCCUUGGCCCUGAAGAGUCGGCGAGAGUUGGCGGAAAGCACCGGGCCUGUGGAAGGCGCGCCCAGCAAGGACGUGGAAACCAAGAACAGGGGCCGAAGAGCCCAAGUCGUGACCUCCCCAGACAAGGGAAAGUUCCUGCGCUCCAGACGCCCAAAUAAAACCAGCGAAGCCGAGCAAAGACCUGAGAUUCUCAUAGCAGCAGAGGUUAAAAUAAAGAGGAGUGGAAAGAAGCCCGCAGAUACGGCCCACGAGGCCAAGAUCCAAAACCCGGGAGAUGGAGCCUUGAACUCCGCACCUGGGGACGCGGCCCCCGAGAAGAGCGUGGGCCUGAGAUCCGCAAGGCGGGGCAAGGCGCCCGUGCCCAGCGGAGCCGAGCAGAAGGCAGGGGGCAGAAGCGUGGAAAUCCAGGCGAAGACUCGGGAAGAGGAAGGAGGGGCCCAGGGUGCAGGCUUCACACGCCUGAGAUCAAGGAAGGUGACCGCCCCUCCUGCCGGGGACACUUCGGAGAGCCAGUCCCAACAGCGAGUGACGCGGAGCGCCAAGAGACCCGCCGAAAGCGCAACACAGGAGAACAGCUCCGUGGGCAUCAAGAAAAUGAGGACCAGAAGCCGCCGGGGCAGUGGCAAUGUUUAGCCAAGACAUUCAAGGAGAAAUAGUAGGAAACGUAGUUUAGUGAUAACUUCUAGUACAACGUCUGCUGUAAAUUUAAACGUGAAUUCUGUAAAUAGUGCUAUCUGGGUGCUUAAGGGAAGAAAGCUUUUAAAAUUUUUUUACUUUGAUGGUCUACUCAGAACCCCCUCGCGGAGGCUGUGAGGGGGACGCCUGAAACGAUACAAGUUUAAGACGGGUGGGGGGUGGGAGUUUGAGCCGAGCUGUGCCCUUCAACUUUGCCAAAUGCGGCCCUGAAAUCGAUCCCUCAGGCCAACCCCACUCCUAGGGCUCUAGCACUUGCAUUGUAAAUGCUUUCGUGUUUGUCUGUGUCCCCCGUCAGAACCCCGAAGGCAGGGGCUUGUCUCCUGUCCCCACCUGGGCAGGCCCGCAGGAAGCGUCAGGAACGGAGAGAUGAAGAUCCGCGGUGCUCACAAGACACGUCUGCGCGGUGGCAGAGGCAGGCCUGCGGUCCCUGUGCCAGCUGCUGGUUCCUUGCCCAGGACAGUCCUGUCUUGGGUCCAACCACUCAGGGAAUGAAAGUGACCUGAAGGAUGGCUUGUGACCCCAUCUUCAGGGCACAGGAGUCAUACAUUUGGGGGCUGGCUGGUAGUGGGCCUUUUUAUUGCUCUCAUCUGAGAAGGGCCCCACCCCACCCAUUGGCCGGGGUGCCACUCGGUGCCAAGUUCUGACACCCUCUUCGCUUCUGUGCUUUGUGUCAUUUACACUGUCAUUUACAUUACUGGCCCUGGUCCCACCUGUGCUUUUUCUGGCUGCACCUGUCGGCCUGCUUGGUGCCCAGCACCCCCUCGCACAGGAAGCCACACGAACGAGCCGUCCUAACGCGAGGCCGCUUCUGACAGUGGCGGGAGCGAGGGUCCUUCCCCCAGAGGCCCACUCUCCCUGCGAGCCCAUACCUCCCCGUCUCAUUUUAUGUCCAGACUUCCUUCCGUUUCAGGCCUAGACGCACAUCUGACUGCUGGCAUCUGUUUUUAUGUUCCCAUGUCCUCCUGCCCCUCUGUCCCCUAAGUCGGGAAAUAGCACACCUUCCGUCCAGUUACCUGUCUGGAAUCCUCCAGUUCACCUGCCUUGCCAGGCUGAGGUGCAGAUGGGAGACAAGAAGGUGGCUGUCCCCAAAUGUGAGUGUAACUGCUGAGCCCCUGUCUGUCCCCUCUUGUCCCGUGUCUGGCAUGGAGCCAGGUCCACAUAAAAAUAAACCUUUGUUAAUGAA
Molecule: messenger RNA, 8592 nt
Organism: Miniopterus natalensis
Lineage: Eukaryota; Metazoa; Chordata; Mammalia; Chiroptera; Miniopteridae
Source: RefSeq, a predicted model, not a curated record